AUGAAAAAAUCCCCAUCACAUUGGUUCAGCAGAUGUCAAGCUGCUUUAAGCACAAUCGUUACACAAAUCGCCAGAUCUGAGGUCCCGAACAUCAGAUCUGGUGAAGAAAACAACAUUACAGUAUUGGACCCACCAACACCCUGUCGGGGGGACAUCCAAUCUAGUCGUAACAUUGAAAUACAAUUCAGAAAUAGCAGUCAUCAGGAAGUUAAACCAAAACAAAUAAACAUGAUUCAAGGAGGUCCAUCACGAAGGACAAACAAACGAAGUUAUGACCAACAUUGGAGGGAGCAGCAAGUCAUAUUUCCCGUCGUCCCAGGAGGCCCUCAGGAAGAGCGACCAGUAAUUAUUACUGGCAUCUUCGGUCAUUAUCGGACAGACUACAUAUUUAUAGAUCCGGGUAGCUCGAUGGACAUCAUAUACGAGCAGUGUUUUAAACAACUCGACCCAGAUGAUAAAGCACGUCUAGAACCGGUCGAUUUUCCCCUCACCGGAUUCUGCAAUGAAGCUGUAUUCCCAUUAGGGCAAAUAGCUUUCCCUGUGACUUUGUCGGAUGGAGAACAUUCUCGAACAGUUACAGUCAGUUUCAUGGUCAUGCCGGCAACAUCACGUCAUGAUGUUCUGCUCGGAAGAAGGUCACAAAGAGAGUUCAGUAUGAUCACAUCUAUCCCACACGCGGCAUGUGGGUUCCCAACGGAAACCGGAGUUGCAAUUCUGUACUCAAGCAAAGAAGUCAUGUACAUGGACGACGAGCCACCAGCAAAGGUAGUCAAACCUUCAGCAUCAAACGAACCGGAGAAAUGGGUCCUGAACGAAGAAUACCCAGAGCAGACCAUCUCACUAGGUCAUGCCAUCUCACCAGCAACACGGAUACAACUAAAAGCAUUGUUGUCCAACAACAAGGAUAUAUUCGCCUGGUGCCCAGCAGACAUGACUGGGGUUCCACGCGACAUAGCGCAACAUUGCCUGAAUAUUAAACCAUCAGCAGAACCUGUUACCCAAGCGAGGCGCAGCUUUAGCGAAGAGAAAGCGAAAGCCAUGGACGAACAAGUAGUAGAGCUACUUAAUGCGGGUAUCUUGCACGAAGUAAAGUACCAUACAUGGUUUGCCAAUCCAGUAAUGGUCCAGAUGAAAGAAGAAGACGAAGACAAAACUGCAUUCCGCACGGAUAAAGGCAUCUUCUGCUACACUAAAAUGCGCUUUGGCCUGCGCAAUGCUGGCGCAACUUAUCAAGGAUUAAUGGACACAGUUUUCAAAAACGACAUUGGCAAGACAGUUGAAGUAUACAUGGAUAAUCUCGCCAUUAUGAGCCAUGAGGAAGACUCAAUGCUCAACAACAUUCAGCGUACAUUCGACUCUCUGCGCAGCGUAAACUUAAAGCUCAACCCAACUAAAUGCUCCUUCGGCAUGGAAGAAGGGAAAUUUCUGGGCUUCAUAGUCACAAGAGAGGGCUUCAAAGUAAACCCAGAAAAAGUACAGGCUAUCCAGCAAAUGCCCUCACCCGCAACAAUAAAAGAAAUGCAAAGACUCGCCGGACGCUUAGCAGCCUUGAACAAAUUCUUGGCUAAUCAUGCGGCUAAAUCUUAUCCAUUUAUCAGCACGCUGCGAAACUGCGGGAAGAAAACCCCCUUUCAAUGGACACCUGAAGCAGAAGCAGCAUUCAAACAAAUGAAAGAAUGUUUAAUUCAGCUACCAACGCUGACUGCACCAAAAGAAAAAGAGCCACUAAUCUUAUACCUAUCAGCCGCGGAAGUAGCGGUAGGAGCAGUAUUAAUGGUGGAACGGGAAAACGUUCAGACUCCAAUUUACUAUAUCAGCAAAAUGCUCACCGGCCCAGAAACUCGUAUUUCUCGGGCCACGUCUCUCACAAAUUAUCAUUUAGGCCAAAUCUUGUCAAAACCCGAUGUGGCGGGAAGAUUGGCUAAAUGGGCCAUAGAGCUGGGAGGAUACAAUAUCUUUUACAAGCCAAGACCAGCAAUCAAAGGGCAAGUUCUAGCAGACUUCGCUACUGAAGUGCCCAUCGAUAAAGUACAAGAAUGUGAGGCAAUCCAGAACCCUACACCUGUUUUCGAUGACAGAGUCUGGACCUUGCACACAGAUGGUGCUUCCAAUGAUGACGGAGUAGGAGCAGGCCUCCGAUUAGUCAGUCCGGACAAUCACGAGCUCACAUAUGCUAUACGCUUAGACUUCCAAAGUACCAACAAUGAGGCAGAAUACGAAGCAUUUUUAGCAGGACUUCGUUUAGCGCUCAAAAUGGGGGCAAAAAACCUUGAGGCCAACGUUGAUUCGAAACUUGUAGCCGAGCAAGUUAACGGUCACUACGAUGCAAAAGGAGAAGCUAUGGCAUUAUACCUUGAACAAGCACGGUUGUUAAUCAGCCAAUUCCAGACAUUCAGGGUUAACCAUAUCAACAGAAGCGAAAAUAAGCACGCAGACGCGCUUAGCAAAUUAGCUGCUACCAGCUUCAAGCACCUAGCAAAAGAAGUGCGCAUAGAGGUACUGUCUAACCCAUCAAUCCAUCUCAAGCAAGUAAACGUUAUAGAGGUCGGUAAUCCAUCCUGGAUGCCUCCGAUCAUCUUAUACCUACAACACGGGAAACUCCCGGAAGGAAAAGCAGAAGCGCGGAAACUCCAACACAAAGCGAUAAAUUACGAAAUGGCGGAUGGCGUCCUUUACCGAAAGUCAUUCAUGGGACCAUUACUACGCUGUGUCGACAAAACAGAUGCUCAAUACCUGGUCAGAGAAAUCCAUGAAGGUUUAUGUGGAAUACACGCAGGACCGCGCAUGGUCGUAGCAAAAAUAAUGAACGCCGGAUACUACUGGCCAGGAAUGCAUAUGGACGCAGUUGAUUUAUUAAGAAGAUGCGCACCUUAUCAACGCCAUGCACCAAAGACACUCCGACCAAAAAAUCCGCUGGUGCCUGUCACAUCCGCCUGGCCAUUCCAACAAUGGGGCAUCGAUCUUGUUGGCCCAUUCCCUGAUGCGCCAGGCGCAGUAAAAUUCAUUAUUUUAGCGGUCAAUUACUUCACCAAAUGGGUGGAAGCUAAAGCUUUGGCUUCGACCACAGCAAUGGUAAUUCGCAAAUUUAUAUGGGAACAUAUCAUUUGCAGGUUCGGAUUACCAUUGCGCAUUAUCUCUGACAACGGCACAAACUUCGCCUCAGAAGAUCUUCAAAAGUGGUUCAAAGAAAUGAAGAUCGAGCAUCAUUUUGCCUCCGUCGCGCAUCCACAAGCGAACAGUCAAGUAGAAAGUAUAAACAAACAGAUCGUUGACGGCAUAAAAGCACGGCUAGGGACAGCACGCAGAGGGUGGGUCGACGAACUCCCCAGCAUCCUCUGGGCGCAUCGAACAAUGCCAAAGACUAGCACAGGCGAAACUCCGUUCAGUCUAGUCUAUGGGUCUGAAGCCGUCAUCCCAGCUGAGAUUGGCUUACCAUCACCACGCAUAAUAGCCAUGGAAAAACAAAAUAAUGAGCAAGAACGAAGAUUGGAUCUAGACCUCCUCGAGGAACGGCACGAGAAUGCCGCUAUCACAGAGGCCAGGUACAAAUCCAAACUCGAAAAAUACUACAAUGCGCGCGUCCGCAUAUGCACAUUCGUUCCGGGUGAUUUCGUUUUACGCGAUAAUGAAGCAUCAAAUGUUGAAAAACCGGGCAAAUUAGCGCCAAGAUGGGAAGGGCCAUAUGUCAUUAACGAGGUCCUAGGCAAAGGGGCGUAUACUCUCAAAAGAAUUGACGGGACUCUAGUCCCAUGCACCUGGAACGCGCAGCAGCUGCGCCGGUGUUACAUGUAG
Helianthus annuus (common sunflower) is the source of this 3792-nucleotide messenger RNA. RefSeq lists its product as uncharacterized. The transcript has 3 exons. The coding region runs from base 1 to 3792 and encodes 1263 amino acids. Gene Ontology annotation, biological process: DNA integration. The record is from RefSeq and is a predicted model, not a curated record. Gene Ontology annotation, molecular function: nucleic acid binding; RNA-DNA hybrid ribonuclease activity. NCBI's taxonomy places the organism in Eukaryota, Viridiplantae, Streptophyta, Magnoliopsida, Asterales, Asteraceae.